This is a messenger RNA of Manduca sexta (tobacco hornworm), 1451 nucleotides long. Its product is annotated as guanine nucleotide-binding protein subunit beta-like protein 1. The record is from RefSeq and is a predicted model, not a curated record. The transcript has 2 exons. Bases 152 to 1120 code for a protein of 322 amino acids. Gene Ontology annotation, molecular function: protein binding. Lineage: Eukaryota; Metazoa; Arthropoda; Insecta; Lepidoptera; Sphingidae.
UAGUGACGACGUGAGACAGUUGUUUUUUUUGUUUUUCUGUCAGUUUUGUGUUGUGCGUAGUUGUGGUUGUGUUUCUGAUGGCUUGAUUAAUUUUGUUAUUUAUUUUAAUUUCCAAUUUCGAGGUAAUAUUUCGGUUUGAGCUUGACCAACGAUGGCACUACUACCUCCAGAUCCUGUGUACACAAUAAGAAACGUAGAUAACGUGCCCGUAUACUCGUUGGCGUUUAACUUUUUGCCUGGGGGUCUAGAGAGGUUACUAGCCGGCUCGAAAAAUGGCUAUGUUUAUGCAUUCAACCUUCAGACUAAUAGAGUGCAACAGAAGAUACAAGUUGGUCAAGCUCCUAUUUUGCACCUAAUUCACACUGACACCCAACUCAUCACCCAAGAGAAAGGAGGCAAAUACAAAAUAUUUGAAUUGACAAACCGUGGCUAUGAAGAAGAUGUUGUCAUCAACAUUGAUUAUCCUGGGUUCUGCCGAUUUGAAGCCAACACAAAACUCGAAACUCUAUAUGUACCUGACAAUGAUUCGAAAAUACACAUUUAUAAUUUUUCUGGAGAGAAACUUGGAUGUUUGGAGAUGGAUGAUAAGACCUUGAAGCUCGGAGAGCCAAUGUGUUUGAAGUUUGUGGAGUUUCCUUGUGAUAGACCCGUGCUACUGGCCGGGUAUGAAGCAGGGUGGCUCCUCCUGUGGGAUCUCAACACUAGUCAAUGCAUCAGUAAACUGAAGACACAAGAGUGUCCCAUGUCCGUGGACUACCUCCUCGAGCAACAGAAGGGAAUCAUCGGCAAUGCAUCAAAUGUGAUACAGAUAUUUAGUUUAGGGAAAAAAGACUUAGGCUUGGCUCACAAGAUGGAUGUGACAAUUAAGAACCCUGGCAUCAACAGAGUUCAGACUCGUAAGGAUGGUAAAGUCUUUGCUUCGGGAGGUUGGGAUGGCCACAUCCGCAUAUUCUCUUGGUUUUCUCUGCGGCCACUGGUUGUGCUCACUGAGCACAAACAAGCUAUACAAGACAUUGCUUAUUCUACUGAAAAGGUGUCGCUCUGGAAUGCUCAUAUAAUGGCGGCUGGCGGACUUGAUGGUGCUAUAACUCUGUGGGACUUGUACAACAAUAAGCAAUAACUUAGUAUUAGGAUGAAAGUCCCUGUUGUGAUAAGUUGCUGCUAAAAUUAUUAAAUGGCAAUUCUCAGAAUAUACUUCCAGACAGCCUCUCUUGCAUUUAAUGUUGUAUAUCAGAGAUGCUUUAAACUUAAAGUAUUUGAAUGUGACGCGAUGUGCUAUUGAAAUUUAGAUCUCAAUGUAAUGUACAAAUUUCUAAAGAACAGCUUCACGAGCCAUAUCCAUCUUGUUUGACGAAGCUGUUACUAUUAAGAUAGAUCGUUGUUGAUAGUAAUUGAUAUUUUCAAACAGUUUUAAUUAUUUUCGAACGAAACAAUAAAUACUAUGAAUUUUA